Molecule: messenger RNA, 2940 nt
Organism: Jaminaea rosea
Lineage: Eukaryota; Fungi; Basidiomycota; Exobasidiomycetes; Microstromatales
Exons: 2
Coding region: 54-2828 (924 amino acids)
Source: RefSeq, a predicted model, not a curated record
GCGCUCGACUUUCUGGCUUGCUUCUCCACUGCUCACCUACAUCGCCUGUCGCCAUGAUUGCUAGUCUAGUCAGGCGAGCGGCCGCCUCUCCUGCGCAUCGCGAGGCAUUGCCUCUGCGUCUGAUCAAAGCGGCCCAGCCUCAUAUACCGCAGUAUGGCUUCACACUAGCCGCCGUUCGUGCGGGCAUACAGUCACCUUCAUCCUCCACGCUCGCCAUCGACGAGUCGCAGCGGGCGGCGCUCAAUGACUGGAACAUCGGGCGACUCUUUCCUGGGUCCAACUCGGCUGAGACCUCACUGCCUCUUCAGCUAUUGAGAAGAUGGGAUGCUGAGCAGAUGGGAAGGGUGGCGAAGGAGUGGCACAAUGGCAAGGCGGAUGGAGAGGAGGCUGUUGAGGUGCUGGUGGAGAGAUUGAAAGCAAGCGAAGCCGUGAGGCAUCACCUUCUCGAGCCCUUCUCGUACCUCUCGGCAUCCUCCUUCCCGAUCCCUCUCAGGGCCAUCCUCCCGCUCCCCAUCGCACUCGCCCUCCCUCUUCCCAGCUCAAUACCCAACCCUCUGCCCCUCGUCAACAGAGCAGCCCAGAUAGCAGACGAGGCCUGUUCGCUGGCGCGCGUGGACACUUCAUUUGGUCCAGAGUGGUACGCAAGAAGGAUGAGACUGGCGGCGGCCUUCUUCGCUGCCGAGGUGCACCUCCUCGCGCCAAGCUCGGAUUUGGCUGCUUCUACCAACGUGCUGAGAAGAGUGGCAGGGAAUGGCUCUCUACUGGGAGCAUUCGAUGGCGCAGCAAGAUCGUCGUCAACAUCCUCGGUGAGGCCUGCAUCCCGCCCCUGGCCAACCGCAACGCAACCUGGCCUGGCCCGCCAACUGCACACCAUCACGCGUCCUCGCCUGCCCUACCAUACCUCGGUGGAGCGUUCGCGCCAUUACGCAACGGGCCCCUCCCAAGCCAGCGUCGUCUCAACCUUUGCCUCCCCCUUUCUCCAAUUUGUCCGCACUCUUUCCGCCAUUGCACGCAUCCUCGUCGGCACCGCACUCACCUUUGCAUUGCUCUGCGGUGGUAUCUACGAGGGGGCACAUCAGUACGUCGAGCACGUUGCGAUGAAGCGUGGCCCACGAUCCAACGACGUCGGCGAUGCCUGGGGCUGGUCAAGCGAAGCAGACGAAGAGGCCUGGGGACGUGGAACGGACCGUCGCCUUGGGAUGGCGGGUCGUCACGCGUUGAGAAGCGCUUGGAUCAGUCUGCACUGGGGUACCGGCAUUGCACCCGACUUCCUCUUUGGAGGCGGGUCUGACCUCUUUGGCCCUUCUUCAUGGCGGAAGAGCGCCACGCCUAGCUUGGACGCCAUCGCCUACUCGCAGAACGCGUUGGAACAGGCGGAGCGUUACUUGGAGGUGGCUAUCAGGCUCGCGGAGAAGCAGGGAGUCAAAUUACCCGAUGUAGCAGCGGUACGUUUGGGGCUGACGAAUGCGCAUCAGGCCGGAACGGAUAAGCCACUGGAUGAGACGGCGCUCAGGAUGGAGAGUCGCUUGGCCGCUACGAGGGAAAGAGUGGGAUCCCCUGCCGCAGUCGGACGAGCCAUUACCGGAUACGAGCGCAUCUUUGACGCCCUUUCGGCAGCAGAGCUGACGAGGGAGACCACUGGGCAUUCGGGCAGGGAGGGCGCUGAUGCUAGCCGGCUGGUCAGGCUCGCCACCAAGCUGGGCGAUCUGAAUGCUCUGCUUGGGAAGAGGGAAGAGGCAGAGGCGUGGAUGCUCAAGGCGGUGAGCUUGGCGGGCCAGGGACCACAGCCUGCGGUUGAAGGCGCGCAGAGAGAAGAGGUGUUGGGUCAGGUGGCCCAUAUGAACGGCGAGCAGGGCGAAAGCCCUCAAGUCUCGUCCUCGUGGUUCUCUGGAUGGACUGGUAGCAAGAAAGCUCAAGACGCGGCCGCCGCUCCGGCUACCACGCUGGCAACGCCAACGCCAAUGCCAACGCCGACUCCGGCGCUCACUCGCUCCCUCAUUAUCUCACUGCUCUCCCUCUCCGCUCUGUACGCCUCCUCUCCUAACCCAGCCAGCACCACCUCCGCCCCCUCCUCAGACCCGGCAUGGCGAACAGGCCUCGAAGAAGCCGUCCGAGUUCAAGCAGCAGCCUUGCGUCUGAUCCGUCUCGACUUGGAGCGCGAACAGAGCUCUGCCAGCAAGGAAGCCGCUGGAGAGCUCCACACCCUCUGGCUCCGACAUCGUGAAGCCCUGACGUCCUCGCACCUCGCAGAGACCAUGUACGCCCUCCAGUCACGCAGUGGUGCAGCUGGGGUCCUCAACAAGCUUCGCGGAGCUCUCACAGGGCUCUUCCACAGCGCACACGAGGAGGACCACCCACACGCUUCCAGCAUCCAAUGGCUCCGCAGCGCCGACUCGCUCGCCUCAUCCGUGCAGUCAAGCCUCGCAAGACCAUCACCCCUCGCCGCCGUCCUCUCUGGUCGCUCCUCCCCAGCAGCAAAGAAGGCAGCCAAGGCAGCCUCGGUAGCCGGAGGUGGCACUACCUCGACUUCCUCUCCCUUCGCCCCGGAGGAUGUGCAGGAACGCUGGCUUCGCAUAGAGGGAGGGGAGAUGGUUGCUUGGCGCCUCCUCAGAGACUCGACACGAUUGCGCGCGGAGGCAGGGAGGAUGGUCAAGGCUUUGGGUGGGAGAUUGGAGGUGGAGAAGAAGAAAGAGGAGGUGAGAAAAGCAGCCCUUGUUGAGACGGAGGCGAAGCCGGUCGAGCAGAGGACAGAAAGUGAGGCAGCGCCUGCCAUUACGCGACGUGGAGGACGGGGGCCUUUUGCGCCCAAGGGCCAGAUGGCGGUGUAGUGUAGGUUGCCUGAGUAUCGCCAUUUCCCUUUUCUCUGCUCCUCUGGACCUCCUUGUACUCAAUCUAACGUACACUCUUAUUGAUAUUGACAGAUUAGAACGGAGCGUGGAG